This is a messenger RNA of Mugil cephalus (flathead mullet), 2583 nucleotides long. It is a transcript of the gene taf5, whose product is annotated as TAF5 RNA polymerase II, TATA box binding protein (TBP)-associated factor. NCBI's taxonomy places the organism in Eukaryota, Metazoa, Chordata, Actinopteri, Mugiliformes, Mugilidae. Gene Ontology annotation, cellular component: transcription factor TFIID complex. The record is from RefSeq and is a predicted model, not a curated record. The transcript is spliced from 11 exons. The coding region runs from base 25 to 2277 and encodes 750 amino acids. Gene Ontology annotation, molecular function: protein binding; RNA polymerase II general transcription initiation factor activity. Gene Ontology annotation, biological process: transcription initiation at RNA polymerase II promoter.
GCACAUGCGCAAUUCAUUUUGAAAAUGGCGGCCGUACAAGGCGGACAGAGCGACGCGGUCGAAGAAAAAGACAUAAAAUCAGAACCAGCAACAGAUGGCUUUGGAAAUAAUAAUGCGAACGACGGCAGACUACCCUCGGCGUCCCCCGGCUCCAGCGCUCCGGCUGGAAGCAACAAAACCCCGGCCGAAGCUCCGGAGGACCGGCAGACGCUGCUGGCGGUCUUGCAGUUCCUCAGAAGGAACAAACUGAGCGAGUCCGUCGAAAUAUUACGUCGUGAAGCGGGUUUACCGGAAGAGUCACUGGACCAGAAAGGAACGGAUCCGUCCGGAGCAGGCACGGGAGGUGCUGCGGGCGGUGUGGACGUAGAAGGCGGGGAUGCUGGCUCUCUUCUCAGCCGGGUAACCGUCUCUGCCCCGGUCGCAGUUCAGGCGCCAACUAAAGCUACAGCUGGAGAAGAUCAGCCGGACGUCAACGUCGUGCUGUCGGCCUACAGCCAGCAAGGAGAUCCGGCUCUGUACGAGGUUUACUACAGCGGCCUUAAGAGGUUCAUAGAGUCAGUUUUGGAUUGUCACAGAGCAGAACUGUCCCAGGUCUUCUACCCGCUGUUCGUCCACAUGUAUCUGGAACUGGUGUACAACAAUCAUGAAAGUGAAGCCAAGGCCUUCUUUGAAAAAUUCAGCGGGGACCAGGAGUGCUACUAUGAAGACGACUUGCGUGUUCUAUCCAGCCUGACGAAGAAGGAACACAUGAGAGGCAACGAGACCCUGCUGGACUUCCGCACCAGCAAGUUUGUCCUGCGAAUCUCCCGAGACUCCUACCAGCUCCUGAAGAGACACCUGCAGGAGCGCCAGAACAACCAGAUCUGGAAUAUUAUCCAAGAGCACCUCUACAUCGACAUCUUUGAUGGCAUGCCACGCAGCAAGAGCCAGAUCGAUGCCAUGUCUGGCAGCUUGGCAGGAGAGGCCAAGCGAGAGGCCAAUAAGGCAAAGGUUUACUAUGGUUUACUGAAAGAACCAGAAAUCGAGCUGCCUCUUGACGACGAGGACGAGGAGGCUGAGAAUGAGGAGGGUAAACCCAAGAAGAAGAAGCCCAAAAAGGACAGCAUGGGUUCCAAGAGCAAGAAGCAGGACCCCAAUGCUCCUUCACAGACUAGGAUCCCCCUGCCAGAAUUAAAGGACUCAGACAAGCUAGACAAGAUCAUGUACAUGAAGGAAGCCACCAAGAGGAUCCGUCUGGGACCAGAUAACCUCCCCUCCAUCUGCUUUUAUUCUUUUCUCAACGCGUACCAGGGCCUGACUGCAGUGGACUUCACUGACGACUCCAGCCUGGUGGCCGGGGGCUUUGCUGACUCCACAGUACGAGUGUGGAGUGUCACGCCAAAAAAGCUGCGCAAGGUCAAGUCUGCAGCAGACUUGAAUCUGAUUGACAAAGAGUCAGACGAUGUGCUGGAGAGGAUCAUGGACGAGAAGACAGCCAGCGAGUCCAAGAUACUCUACGGACACAGCGGGCCCGUGUAUGGCAUCAGCUUCAGCCCGGACAGAAACUACUUGCUGUCAAGUUCUGAGGAUGGUACAGUCAGGUUAUGGAGUCUCCAAACAUUUACUUGUUUGGUGGGCUACAAAGGCCACAACUACCCGGUGUGGGACACACAGUUCUCUCCCUACGGAUACUAUUUUGUCUCUGGGGGCCAUGACAGAGUAGCUCGUUUGUGGGCGACUGAUCACUACCAGCCUCUGAGGAUGUUUUCUGGUCACCUAGCUGACAUCACUUGCACUCGUUUUCACCCCAACGCAAAUUACGUGGCCACAGGGUCGUCCGACCGCACCAUCCGCCUCUGGGACGUCCUAAAUGGAAACUGUGUCCGCAUCUUCACUGGUCAUAAGGGUCCUAUCCAUGCACUGGCUUUCUCUCCCAAUGGAAAGUUCCUGGCCUCGGGAGCCACUGAUGGCCGAGUUCUUCUGUGGGACAUCGGCCAUGGCCUGAUGAUUGGGGAGCUCAAGGGCCACACAGAUACCAUCUAUUCCCUAAAGUUCAGCAGGGACGGCGAGAUCCUUGCCUCUGGCUCAAUGGACAACACGGUUCGACUGUGGGACGCAAUUAAAGCAUUUGAUGAUUUAGAGACGGACGACUUCACGGCAGCUACAGGACACAUCCAUCUACAAGAUAACUCCCAGGAGCUUCUGCUCGGCACCUACAUGACUAAAUCUACACCCGUUAUACACUUACAUUUUACUCGGAGGAACCUGCUUCUUGCCGCCGGAGCCUAUAAUCCUUGAAAGAAAAUAUCCACAUAAGCUUGAAAUGAUGCAAACCUUUAAUCCCUAAACUCCACAAGUGACUCGGGAAGUCUGUGGUACAGUGGGAAUAAAACAAAACUGUAUUUUUAUCAGUUAAUAUCUGGCUGUGAAUAAAAUUAUGUUAGCCAACUGUCCUGUCUGUCAGACGGACCAGGGCCUAGCAGACGGAGGAGGAUUUCUAUAAAUCACUGCCAUGUGUUAAACUUCACUCAGAAUGUGGCUGACUUUUCUGUAUAUUAGUCUUUUAUACUGGUACACACUGUAAAUAAAACAAAGUGUUUUCUA